Messenger RNA from Neltuma alba, 2073 nucleotides. RefSeq names its product MDIS1-interacting receptor like kinase 2-like. Gene Ontology annotation, molecular function: protein binding. Lineage: Eukaryota; Viridiplantae; Streptophyta; Magnoliopsida; Fabales; Fabaceae. The coding region runs from base 1 to 2073 and encodes 690 amino acids. The record is from RefSeq and is a predicted model, not a curated record. The transcript is spliced from 4 exons.
AUGAUCCACGGCAAGAAAGUUCCGAAGGAUCAAGUGAGGGUGAGGGUGGAUAGGAUUUGUAGUGGUCAAGGUGGUAUACCAGUGUCCAACCUUACUAAUGAGUUUCGACUACUGGCUCAGGCUAAAGAAAAUUUCACUUUAUGGCCAAGAGGACUUGUUGGAAAGCUAGUAGCAACGAAGAAGGUGACAGUGAAGAAGACAAUAAAGAGCUCAUUAGAUCCUAUCCUCUUGCCUCUUCCUGAUCACAUUGGGGUUAUGUAUAGAAGUUUAGCGCUUCUUCAUUCCAUGGUGGCAACGAUGGAGAAUCCCCUUACUUUCAAGAUGCCGUUGGGGAUUGUAGGUUCAGAUGUAACAUAUGACUUCACUAUUGACAAGAAGGACCUCGUUCAGUUCCUCAACUUUGAGGAGCUGGAUGUAGUCUUCAUGCAGUUAGCUAUUUUGGCUUUUCAUAGUUUCAAUGUUGUGGCCAAGCAGCAACAUAGGCAACCACUAAGAUGGUUUCUCCCACAAGCAUUCCAAGAUAGUGUGCCAUAUGACAUGAAGGAAAUCAAUUUGUUUCUUUGUGAUGUUCUCUUCAUCUGUGGCUUCUAUGAGGAAGCAAAUGGUUUUUUAAACAAGAAAGCCAGCCUCACUAAGCAAAGCCAAUUUAUCUUGUCUUCUUGGAAUGACACUGAUCCUUGCGGUCAAUGGAAAGGAAUUACUUGUGAUGUAUCCACGACCGUCUCCACCAUAAAUCUUACUAAUCUGGGAAUACAAGGUACACUUCGCAGUUUCAAUUUCUCAUCCUUCUCUAAACUCCAAGUUUUAGAUACUGGUUACAAUAAGUUUUCUGGAACUAUUCCCAGCCAAAUUGGCAAUUUCUCCAGUAUUCUUAUAUUGUAUAUGGAUCAUAAUUUCUUGAGUGGCUUCAUCCCUCCAGAAAUAGGAAACUUGACUGCUUUAAAUGUGCUUGGAAUUGGUGUGAAUAAUCUUGCUGGGAGAAUUGCCAAAGAAGUUGGGAACUUGAGGAAUUUGAGAUCAUUAUCUCUUUACACGAAUCAUCUGUCAGGUCCCAUUCCCCAGGAAAUUGGAAUGCUGAGUAGUCUCAAAAAAUUAUCCUUGUAUGAAAAUACUUUCUUAACUGGAGGAAUCCCUUCUUCACUAGGAAAUUUGACCAAAUUGAAAUUUCUUUAUCUCUAUGAAAAUAGACUGUCAGGUUUCAUUCCUUGUGAGUUUGCAAAUCUCCAUUCUCUCACCGAAUCAGAUUUGUCAGAAAACAACUUGUAUGGGCCAAUACCAAUCUCCAUUAUUGGAAACUUGACAAAUUUGAUUUGGUUAGGUUUUGGGGACAACAAACUUUUAGGACCAAUUCCUUCCUCUCUAGGAAAUUGGGUGAAUUUAGAAACUAUCGACCUUCGUUAUAACUCUCUUUCGGGAUCAAUUACAUCUACCAUAGGAAAUUUGACCAAACCAGAAGGAAUCACCCUUGCCAGUAACUCUCUUUCUGGAACCAUUCCAUCUACUAUAGGAAAUUUGAAACACCGCAAUUCCCUAGAAUUAAGAUGGAACAAACUCAAUGGGAGCCUUCCGAUAGAGAUGAAUAAUCUCACCCGCUUGAAGACUUUACAAAUUCGUGGGAAUCAGUUGACUGGCCAUUUGCCACAAAAUAUUUGCUUUGGUGGAUCACUUGAAGCUUUGGGUGCUGCUGAAAACAAAUUCACUGGUCCAAUUCCAAGAACCUUGAAAAAUUUCUCUAGCCUUAUUAGACUCAUACUUCAUGAUAACCAAUUGGUUGGAAAUAUAACAAGUGAUUUUGGUAUGUAUCCAUAUCUGAAAUACAUCAAUUUGAGUGGCAAUAAAUUAUAUGGCCACAUUUCAUCGUUGUGGGGAAAAUGUCCAAAGCUUACGACGUCCAUCAUUUCAAACAACAUUUCUGGCAGUAUACCUCCAGAAAUAGGACAGGCAACCAAUCUUGGGGAAAUCAAUGUUUCUUCAAAUCACUUGACAGGAGAAAUUCCAAAAGAAUUGGGGAAGAUGAUCUCAUUGAUCAAACUUUCUCUCGGUCAUAACCAAUUUUCAGGGAGAUUCCUAUAG